Messenger RNA from Acipenser ruthenus (sterlet), 289 nucleotides. RefSeq names its product synapsin-1-like. NCBI's taxonomy places the organism in Eukaryota, Metazoa, Chordata, Actinopteri, Acipenseriformes, Acipenseridae. Gene Ontology annotation, molecular function: ATP binding. Gene Ontology annotation, biological process: neurotransmitter secretion. The record is from RefSeq and is a predicted model, not a curated record. The transcript has 3 exons. Gene Ontology annotation, cellular component: synaptic vesicle membrane; synaptic vesicle. The coding region runs from base 50 to 289 and encodes 79 amino acids.
AGCGACGACCUUUCCUGUAGUGGUUAAGCUUGGUCACGCUCACGCCGGUAUGGGCAAGGUGAAGGUGGAGAGUCAUUAUGAUUUCCAAGAUAUAGCCAGCGUGGUGGCUCUGGCAAAAACCUACGCUACCACUGAGCCUUACAUCGACUCCAAGUACGACGUCAGGAUCCAGAAGAUAGGCAGCAAUUACAAAGCCUACAUGAGAACCUCCAUUUCCGGCAACUGGAAGGCGAACACAGGAUCUGCAAUGCUGGAGCAGAUCGCCAUGUCUGAUCGGUACGUCUCUUAG